AUGCUUCCUAGCUCAACUGUAGACCACAACUAGAAAUCCUCACCUGCCUAUCAUGUAGAAGAGUAGCACACAACCUCACCGCAAAAACCGCCAACACGCCUUUUAUGGACACUUUUCCCUAUUGUAUUUCACCCAUCGCUUCUCCUCUUUCCUGAUCAUUUCCAUCCGAAUCAUCCACUGUUCUAUUGAAUCCUCAUCAAACAUGACCGACUUGACUGCAGACUACAUCGUUAUUGGCGGAGGUCUAACCGGAUGCCUGGUAGCCUCGCGCCUAAGUCAGAGCGAAAAGGAACCCCGGCGUCAUCCUGCUAGAAGCAGGGGCGGCGAAUUCGACUAUGCGUAUCACAGUGAACCUGUUACAAACACAGCCAACCGUGUCCACAGCCUCAACUCUGGUAAGGCUCUAGGAGGAGGCAGUAUACUCAACUAUGGUGGCUGGCUACGUGCAGAUGCCGCGGACUAUAAUGAGUGGGGUUCAUUGGUUGACGACGAACGCUGGGGAUACCGAGGUCUUCUCUCUUGGUUCCGCAAUUCAGAGAACUUUCAUGACUCGGCAGCAGACGCCAAUGCGCAUGACUUCGAUGGAACCAUGCAGAUUGUAUGUUCCAAUAACACUGCUACUGGAGUGGACCUGGCCGAUGGCCGCAUAAUUGCCGUACGAAGGGAGGCCAUCAUUUGCGCUGGUACUUACCGCACUCCCCAAGUGCUUUCGCUCUCCGGUAUUGGCCCUUCAGAUAGCCUUACUCAACAUGGCAUCUCUAUGUCCAUGAGAACCCAGAAAUUGGCCAAAACAUCCAUGAUCAUUUUGUCGUUUACUUUGCCUUCCGUUUGUGUGAUCCAUCCAUUGGCUACGCUCUUAGAAGCUCCAACUGCCUUCAAAGGCCUUCCGUGGGACUGGGUCGUGAGUCUGCCUCUCCCAGCAGAGAUUAUGACCAAGCAUGAGUCCCAAGUCGAGAAGCAUAACAGAAACCUCCACGAGGUACUUACUCUGUAUGUACCACCUAGUAUUCCAGGCAUUCCAAUACAUGGUACGCACAUCGCCACCUCUACAAUGUUACUCAUUCCCACCUCCCGCUGUACCGUGUCCAUUCAUUCUGGCAACCCAACCGACCCCCCAUAUAUCCAGCCCAACUAUUUCUCUAGCGAGCUGGACCAGGAUUCUCUAUUGCAUGCCGCGCAUCAAAUGCUGAAGGCCAUGUUGGCAACUGCGCCAAUGAAAGCUAUCGUCGAAAGUGAAACGCCGGCCUUAGGGAAAGGUCUAGAUGGCUUGACACCUCUCACGGCCGAUUCUAAUUACGAUACAACCAAGGAGAGAAUUCGACGGACCGGAAUGCAGCACCACCAUUCCGGGGACUGCAGCUGUGGUCUAUGCCGAAAGCAAAGUACGGUAGGCAAAAAGGAGAGGGGCCCUCUACUUCGUAUCACAUCGGCUCAGGAGGAGUUGAAAUUUAUUUUACAAUAA
Truncatella angustata is the source of this 1462-nucleotide messenger RNA. RefSeq lists its product as uncharacterized. The transcript has 5 exons. The coding region runs from base 203 to 1462 and encodes 419 amino acids. The record is from RefSeq and is a predicted model, not a curated record. Gene Ontology annotation, molecular function: flavin adenine dinucleotide binding; oxidoreductase activity, acting on CH-OH group of donors. NCBI's taxonomy places the organism in Eukaryota, Fungi, Ascomycota, Sordariomycetes, Amphisphaeriales, Sporocadaceae.